Ananas comosus (pineapple) is the source of this 982-nucleotide messenger RNA. RefSeq lists its product as uncharacterized. NCBI's taxonomy places the organism in Eukaryota, Viridiplantae, Streptophyta, Magnoliopsida, Poales, Bromeliaceae. Bases 324 to 683 code for a protein of 119 amino acids. Gene Ontology annotation, cellular component: mitochondrion. The transcript has 2 exons. The record is from RefSeq and is a predicted model, not a curated record.
UUUACAGGCCGUUGAAUAGUCGACUGAUCCUACGGAUCAAAAAUGGUCCCGUUUUGAAUGAAAAUUUAACUGUUAUUAUUUUAUUUUAUUUUAUUUUUCUUGCUUGCGUGUGUGGGAGUAGCGAAGCUACUUCAAAACAUCACCCCAAAGCUGAUCAUAACAGUAAAUAGUGAGGGAAGCGAACGGCGUAAUACAAUCCCCGAAUAACUCGCUCACCACGCCGCAUCGCAAACCUUAUUCUUAUUCUCCCCAAUCCCCCUCGUCUCCUCCUACAUCCCAAGAUUAAAAUUUAAAAAUAAAAAAAAGAGGAAAAGGAAAAGAAAAUGGGAACCCUAAGGAGCGGGGUGGCUAGGGUUUUGGGGAACAAGGAGAACGUGAUCCACGCGCUCCUGCUGGGCACCUUCGUGGUGCUAGGGUUCCGGUCGGAGGAGCAGCAGCGGCAGAUCGAGGCGCUGGAGGCGGAGAGGUCGUCCCUCCGCGCCGCCAACUCCGCCAUGUCCGCCGCCAUGUGGUCGUGGCGCGAAACCCUCUUCCGCCUCGCCGACUCCCCCCCGCCGCACCCCAUCUCCCUCUCCCGCCUCCGCGCCAUCUACGGCGAGGACGAACCCCCCAUCCCCCGCGCCGCCGAUGAUCGCACAGGUUCGGGAGGAGAUGAUGAGGAAGAAUCGAUUUCCAUAUCUUAGUUUUAUUUCUAAAUCUCGCCUUCUUUCUAAGUUGAAAAGGGUGGUUGCAGCCAUUCCUCGUGUUGACGGCAUGUAUCAAAGAACGAUGGCUUGUUGUAAGCCACUUGGAAAAUUUUGACAUAAAGUUGCAGUAAAUUGAGUUACUCUGUGAACUUGUUAUAUUACACUGGAAUCAUCUUGCUAUGGUCUCCAUAAUCAGAAGUUCUAGUGAUUACUUGUGGUGCUUCCCCGAUCUCGCCUCUUUGGGGGAUUUUCUCCUUUUUUCAUGUAUUUUAUAAUGUGAUCCUUUUGUUUUAGUC